Messenger RNA from Vidua chalybeata, 1368 nucleotides. RefSeq lists its product as uncharacterized. The record is from RefSeq and is a predicted model, not a curated record. NCBI's taxonomy places the organism in Eukaryota, Metazoa, Chordata, Aves, Passeriformes, Viduidae. Bases 1 to 882 code for a protein of 293 amino acids. The transcript has 3 exons.
AUGGGCUCAAGCAGCCGCUGGUCAAGCACAGCGGAACCCGGGUGCAGACCACUCAGGAACUGGAACAGCCCCAGGGGCCGCACGUCCCUGCCCGGUCCCGGCCUGCCGCCUCCCCCCCUGCACCUGGCACGGUCAGGAGCGGGCAGCCAAGGCCCUGAGCCCUCCGGUGCAAAGCUGCGAUCCUCGGUGCGUGUGAGCGGUGCUGCCUCUCUCCUCUCCGCCGCCCGCUCUCACGCGAGGGCCCCGGGCAGGUCAGACGCGCGGAGGAGCCGCCCCUCCCGCAGAACCACCGCUGGCAAUGGCGUGAGUCCUGGCCGCGUCCCGUGUGCGCUGGCAUCCCCGCUUCGGCCUUCGGCCUCCCAUUACAUCGGUAUUCGUGUGGAGGCCAGGCUCACUCCCUGCCGCCCUGUACCGAGGCAGCCGCUCGGUCCGCGGCUCCCGUGCCCAGCGCGGAGCCCGGCAGGUUCCGCAGAGCCCCUGUGCCCUGGCCGUGCCCACCGAGCGGCAGAGAGGCGGCCAGUCCCGCGUCUCGCACGGCUUUCUGUGGCCGGGCUGCAGGCUGCCGCUUCCUGCCGUGCAGGCGAGCAGGCCCGGACAGAAAGGGAGAGCGUCAGGCAGCCGGGCAAAGGCAAGUGCCAGGCCCCUGGCUGCGGAGCGGAGUGCUCAUCCCCGUUACCGGGUUUCAUCCCCGGCAGCGCGGCCCGGGAGGCGAACACCGCAUUCCCGCUGCUGCCGCGGCACCGCAGGCCUGGCCCAGGCCGGAGUCUGAGCAGAACCCGCUGCGAGCCGGGCCCGCACCGGGCAGGGGCGGCCCUGCCUGCCCCAUCCUCCGCUGACCCCCGGGCCCCGGACCACGGCUCCGAGCACUGGAGGAAGAAAUGAAAGCGAAGCCAGGGUCCAGCACAGCCCCAGGCACAGUCUCAGGCCUCUGCCGCCGGCGCUCCGGGCCGGGCACACGGGCGAGGUGCCGGCAGCUGCCCGCGGCCCGGAGCGGAGGCGCUCCCGGGCCCGCCCGGCACACCGCGGAACCAACGCAACGGUCCCCGCACCUUGUCGGCCGCCGCCGAGACAGCCCCGGGGCCUGGCGGAGAUGAUGGAGCGCCCAGCACGGUCCCGCAGCCGAGCCCCGUGCGCCGCAGCGGGGAGCGGGGCAGCCGCGGGCCGGGAGCGCUGCCCGCCGCCCGGAGCGGCCCCGGCACACAGUGCCCGCCCCGCUCCCCGCUGCCGCUCCCCGAUCCCGAGCGCGGAGGAGCGGAGUGAAAUAAAACGAUAUGGAAAGAAGGAAAGGCAUUUUAUUGGAGACUUUACAAUGCUAGAAAGUACAAUGAAAGUGCUAGUUCAUUCUAGAAAAGUUGGUCCCAAAAUGGU